Messenger RNA from Acaulospora morrowiae, 2448 nucleotides. NCBI's taxonomy places the organism in Eukaryota, Fungi, Glomeromycota, Glomeromycetes, Diversisporales, Acaulosporaceae. The record is from the annotation of a GenBank genome assembly.
AUGACUUCAGACAAACUUUAUAUCCUCGUGAUUGGCUCAGGUGGACGUGAACACGCCAUUUCCUGGAAGUUAGCUCAAUCACCGAGAGUAGAACGGAUAUUUGUAGCUCCAGGUAACGGCGGUACAGAAUCUGGACUAAAUAAAGUGUCCAACAUUAACAUUGGAGUUACUGAAUUCGACAAAUUAAUCCAAUUUUCACUGGAUAAUAAUGUAAAUCUGGUUGUACCCGGUCCCGAACAGCCCCUAGUUGAAGGUAUCGAACUCGCAUUCAGAAAAUUCGGUAUUCCAUGCUUUGGUCCAUCAUCAAAUGCUGCCAUAAUGGAAGGAUCCAAGACAUUUUCCAAAGAUUUUAUGAAAAGACACGGCAUUCCUACUGCCGCUUAUGAGAAUUUUUCUGAUUACGAGAAGGCUAAAAAUUAUAUAGAAUCCGUCCCUCACAACGUUGUUAUCAAGGCCUCAGGUCUUGCAGGUGGUAAAGGCGUCAUCAUUCCAACUAACAAACAAGAAGCUCUGAAGGCACUAAAAGAUAUAAUGGUUGAUAAAGUAUUUGGUUCAGCAGGUAAUAAAUUUCCAUUUUGGAGGUUGGAUCCGGAAUUAACUAAUAGUCAUUUACUAGGCGAUGAAGUUGUGAUUGAAGAAUUUCUUGAAGGUCAAGAACUGAGUGUCUUGGCCUUCUCGGAUGGAUACACCAUUGUACCCCUUCCACCUGCGCAGGAUCACAAGCGUAUUUUUGAUGGAGAUCAAGGGCCAAAUACUGGUGGCAUGGGUUGUUAUUGCCCAACUCCAAUUGCUACAUCAGAACUAAAUACUCAAAUUAAGAACACAAUUCUCCAGCCUACUAUCGAUGGCAUGCGACGUGAUGGUUUUCCCUUUGUUGGAAUGCUCUUCACUGGACUUAUGAUAACUAAUUCUGGUCCAAAAGUGUUGGAAUAUAAUGUUCGCUUUGGUGAUCCGGAGACAGAAGUCACGUUGCCGCUUUUAAGUGAUGAUACGGACUUGGCGGAAAUUAUGCUGGCCUGUGUAGAGAGACGGUUAGAUUCAAUCCGGGUUAAGACAAAACCGGGUUUUGCGGCUGUUGUUGUUAUAGCAUCUGAUGGUUACCCCGGAAGCUACAUUAAAGGAAAAGAAAUUUCAAUAGCGGAAGUUCCAUCGGAUGUGAUAAUCUUUCAUGCCGGCACUAAUUUAAAAAACGGUAAACUUGUUACAUCGGGUGGACGCGUUUUUGCAGUUUCUGGAAUAGCAAAUACAUUGAGAGGAGCUGUUGAUAAAGCGUAUAACGGUGUUAAAGUUAUAAAUUUCGAAAAGAUGAUUUAUCGAAAAGAUAUUGCUCAUCGCGCUUUUGCAUAUUUAGUCCAUCAACCUGCUGUUGAUGAUGCAAUGACGUACGCGUCUGCGGGUGUUUCUAUUGAUUCUGGAAAUCUUCUCGUUAAAAAGAUUAAAUCCCUAACGAAAAGUACACAGCGUCCUGGAACUAAUUGCGAAAUAGGAGGUUUUGGUGGCCUCUUUGAUCUAAAGGAAGCCGGAUUUGAGAAUCCAAUUUUAGUAUCAACCACUGAUGGUGUAGGUACUAAAUUAAAAAUUGCUCAGGUCGUCGGAAUUCAUAAUACUAUUGGUAUUGACCUUGUCGCGAUGAAUGUUAACGACCUUGUUGUGCAAGGUGCUGAACCUCUAUUUUUCCUUGAUUAUUACGCGUGUGGCAAAUUAAACGUCGACGUCGCACAAAGCGUAGUUGAAGGCAUAGCAAACGGAUGCAUCGAAUCUAAUUGUGGAUUGAUUGGUGGCGAAACAUCAGAAAUGCCUGGAGUUUAUGGUGAAGAGGAAUAUGAUUUGGCAGGAUUCGCGGUGGGUGCCGUAGAACGGGGAAAAAUUCUUCCACGUAUUUAUGAUAUAAACGUUGGUGAUAUUCUCAUUGGGAUCGCGUCAUCUGGACUUCAUUCCAAUGGUUUUUCGUUGGUUCGCAAAAUUAUCACUAGACUUAACAUUGGGUACGAGUCCCCUUGCCCAUGGAAUUCAAAUAUUACUCUCGGUAAAAGUCUUCUCAUACCGACCAAAAUUUAUGUUAAGCAAUUAAUACCGAUUAUUAAAAAGGGACUUGUCAAAGCCAUGGCCCAUAUUACCGGUGGAGGCUUUGUAGACAAUAUACCAAGAGUUCUUCCUGGACAUUUGGGAGUUAUCAUAGAUUCAAAGUCAUGGGAAAUACCUCACGUGUUUAAAUGGCUGGCAAAAAACGGAAACAUACCGCCAGGCAUUCCACGAAAUACAGAGGAACUGUUCCGAACGUUUAACUGUGGUAUAGGAAUGAUACUAAUCGUUUCAGCGGAAGAUGAAAGUAAUGUCAUAGAUUUAUUGAAAAAGUAUGAUGAUGUCUAUAAAAUUGGUCGAGUGGUAACGAAAGAAUCGAAUAAUGGGAGGCAGGUUAUCAUCGAUGGAAUUACCGAAAUAUGUUAG